UGAUUUCCGAAAUCGAGGACUUAUUCACAGAGCCGUAUCCGAUGUUUUUCAAUAUAACAUGUUGCGAUAAUACACCGCUGCUUAACAAACAUUUAUUUUUUUGCAUGGAAACAAAAAAAAAAAAUCAUCAAUGAAAUUCGUAUAAAUGUAAAAAUCUAAUUGAAUUUUUUUUUAUUUAAGAAUGGUUCUAAGAAGAAUUUUGUCUAUAUAAAUAAUAAAAUAUUAAACACCAACAAAGACAAAAUUAUAAAUAUUAAAUCUAUCUAUACUAAUAUAUAAAUCUACAGUGGUUUUUACGGAUGUUCCGUUAUAACUACCGAACCAUGCACCCGAUUGACUUGAAACUUGGUAUCUAUGUAGAAAAUACAUGUACUUAAUGGAUAGGCUAAUAUUUAUAUGAGUGUUGGACUCCCUAAUAAUAAUGACAAUAAAUAAUAAUGUUAAUUUUGAAUGCAUAGCGAAGCGGGCGACCACGGCUAGUAAGUAUAUAAUUAUAUGGAGUACUUCAGAAUGAAUAAACAAUAAAAGACGUAAUUGUGCUUUCUGUGAUAUAAUAAGAAAACAACUUUUAAAGGCCUUAAUCUCUUUUAAAAUUAAUAUUAAAAUAAAACAAUAAACAGUAUUAAACUAAGUAAGUAAUAAACUAUACAAAACUGAACUCUCUUUUUAUUGAAUGACAGACGUCACUCCAUGACACUGAAUGAAUCUGAAGUAAAAUCAUUUUUAAAAACUAAAGAGUUUUAAAUGUAUAUCAUAUACAAGUUAUGAACCUUAAAUUUUUAUAUGAUAUAUUCGGUUUUGUUCAUUCUGGAACUGACAGGUUAAUGUGUAUGUUUAUUUUAAUAAAAUAAUCACUUGCCCAUAAUUUAUUUUUACUUUUAAUAAAUGUAUCUUUUUUAUUUGAUUGGUUUUGUUAAUUUAAGUAUGUUUCAAUGAUACUAUGUACACAUAUGGACUUGUUGUUGUCUGAAAUAAAAUAAAUCAUUCAUUCAUUCAUUCAUAACCAAACUACGACACAGAUUUCAUUUAUAAAUUAAUUAUAUAAAAAAUUAAUGAUGUGAUAAAAUUAUAAAUCGUUUAUCUUAAGAGGAGUUAAAGAGAUUACGCUAGUGCACCAUCAAUAAAAUAUUUGGUUAAUAUUGAAAUGUAUUUUUUUAUCUAUCAAUAAAUUCGUAACGUUAAUACAAUAUCACCUGUAAACAUUUUAAUCAUUGCAAGAACAAUUUCGCUGCUUCACGCACACAAGACGAAUAAUUCGAAACACUAUGCGAUGUUAUUACAAGCGGCACUAGCCAUCGGCAUGGCGACCCUGGUUGUUACACAGGACAUUGUAGGCCUGAAGUAUAAUUUUCGCGAUGGCUUCUACGAAAAUUUCGAUCAAAGUAAAUGCGGGGCGGCCAGUGAGUGGUUUUUAGUGGAAUACGAAUCUCUGAAAGUACGUAGUCCGUUUGUGAAUUCUAAUGGCGUCAGAGCCACAGCGUUUAGCUGCGCGACCUCGUUCCCAGUGAUUUUGAUACCGGGUACAGUGAUCGAAUUCGUUGUGUUCGUUAAUACAAUUAAUAAGAACAGCGGUGUGACCAUAGUAUUCUUGGAUGAGAACGAGAAUCAGUUGCUGAAAUACGUUUUCGAUAUGACCAGUGAGGAUUUUGUGAGUGGUUGGAGUCGGAUUAUUUUGCCGAUCGACAGGAGCGGUGUUGGAUAUAUCAAUCUAAUUGGACAGAGCGAAGACAACGAAAUAGUUUUAAUCGAUUCAUUCUAUUACAAAACCGAUUUGAGAAAUGAAAGACUCGACGAAAACAGCGACGAGGAGAAUUACAUUUUUGAAACGAAAGACACAAGAAAGCCGAUAUCUAUCGAAAAUGAAAGUUCCGAAACAACUACAGAUAUUGACUUAAUAAUUGACGAUGAUGGAUCGGGCGAACCAGAACCCGAGGAAAUAGGAGACGAAGAAAUAGCUGCCACUCUAGGACCGUGGGCCAUAGCGUUAAUUUCAUUUGGAUCUGUGACUAUUUUGGCCGUUAUUUUAGUUGGAGCUUAUCAUUUCGGUAAAGCUGCUGGAAUCGCAGUCAGCGCGCCCUUCUUCGUAGACUUAGAGCCGAGUGUGAGGAUACCAAGAGUGAGAGCUUUGAGACAAUCGCCUAUAGAACGUAUUGGAAGGACUUGGUGAUAAAUUGAAUCUAUUUACGAGUAUAUUAUAUGCUUCAUUUUGAAAUACGUAACAGAUCUCAGUUAGACUUUUGAUUUUAGAUCAAUAAUUUAAGAGUUUUCAGAAGAAAAAAAAGAGAAGUAUGAGGGUCGUAGGAAUCCGUCAUUGUGACGAGUUUUGGUCCUAUGACCAGCAGUGAACGUCUGUGGGCUAGCAGAUAGAGACGUAUAAUGGCAAAUAAUAAUGUAAUGUAAACCGCUGUGUGUAUUGGUAGCAUUUAGCAUAGCAUUAUGUGUUAAUGAAAUACGUAGCCUUAUGUAAACCAAUUAUGUGUCAGCAAAACCAAUGGCGAUAGGGUACGUCAUGAACAUCGUUUUGCCUAUUCAUUCAAAGCAAGAAUCCGCUCAGAAUACAAGAUGAAAAAGCCAUUAAAAUAUAUUAAGCUGCGUUAUAACUGACUUGUAAAUCUUCGUACCGUAAAAAUACACGCAAGACAUAAUGCCAAUUUUUUUCAGUUCUCAUUAAAUUCCACAAUUUGGAUUUGCAUUAUUUUGCAGGGGCAACUUUUCUAACAUGCUUUAUAAGUUUGGCUUGUAUAUGUCUAAUAUCGUAAUUUUCAUCAAAAUUAUGAUAUAUCUGAUUCAUUUAUAUCUUGCACAUUUAUCAAAGAUUGAGGACAAUGCAAAUAAUUUUAUAGCUUUGGCUUAAUAUCAUGCCCGGAAUUGGAAUAGGAUUAUAAAAAAAAUGUUCAUCUUAUUAUUCAUGCGUGUUUCUGUAGUUUUUAUUAGUGUUUUGUAUACUACAAAAUGUGAGCUGGUUGAACAACUUAUUACUAAUACGAAGCAGUCCUAUGGUCCUUCCAGUUUGAAGGGUGCAAAUAACAGUAUCCUCCAAUACUUUUUAAGGUUCCAUCUCAUCCACCCAUUUCAUGAUCCAUGAAGUAUUCAUGGCCCCUGGUAACAACAGUCUAAUAUAAAUCGGACAGUGGACAUCUAUACUGAUAUACAUGCAUUAAUGACGAGAUAAUGCUACCGCUUAAUUAAUUUUCGAAAUAUAAUUACUUAAAUUUCGUUCUCACUUACGAUGAUAACGGACACGCUUGAAUUAAAUAAAAAAAUUCAAAGAGAAAGUUUUGUACUGCAUUGUAUUAAUCUUCUUAAAUAAAUAUUAAAAAAACAUUAAAA
This is a messenger RNA of Bombyx mori (domestic silkworm), 3330 nucleotides long. RefSeq lists its product as uncharacterized. The transcript has 2 exons. The record is from RefSeq and is a predicted model, not a curated record. Lineage: Eukaryota; Metazoa; Arthropoda; Insecta; Lepidoptera; Bombycidae. Bases 1271 to 2167 code for a protein of 298 amino acids.